UUGCACAUCUAGCAGCAGUCAGUUGGACGCGGCGGCUCCUUCAGCAAGGACGCACAGCUCACACAAUCCCUUCGAAGGACAUCAGCAGCCGACAAACCGAACGACCUGCCACAACAUUCCAAUCCAUUCCGAUACAAUCCAAUCCAGACUUUGAAGUCCUGUAAAGCGUGUUACAUUCAGCUUACAUUAAUGCUAGAGCGCUGUAAAAAUCGGCGCUAGAAACGCCAAUUAGCCAGACAUGUUAGCCAUGUUUUAGUCGGUCCUUUCGCGCUUGACUUGUUUUGCAACUGUGUGCGUACGUUUGUGUGCGAGUGCCGCCCGAUUUUGUUUGUCCUUUUUUUUCUGUUGGUGUCUCACCCAGUGCCGUUUUAAGCCAAGAUACUAGAGACAUACUAGCGACUAGCUAAUACAUAUUAACUUGUUGUGCCAUCGUUUUGUGUGUGCCAGUCAGCCUCUGAGUGCAUUUUCAUUAAAGUCAACAAGUUGCAGCCGCAUAAGGUCAAAUAAAAGCAGCCAGAGCCAAAAUGAUGGCGACGUCACAGGAUUAUUUCGGCAAUCCGUACGCCCUUUUCCGCGGACCGCCCACAACUCUGCGACCGCGCGAGUCGCCGCUCGGCGUGGGCCACCCCCACGGCCAUGGGCACAUGCACAGCCACGCCCACGGGCACGGCCACGCCCACGCCCACUCGCACUACGCGGCCUUGGACUUGCAGACGCCGCACAAGCGGAACAUCGAAACGGAUGUGCGGGCACCGCCGCCGCCAUUGCCGCCGCCACCGCUUCCGCUUCCGCCCGCAUCCCCUAGGUACAACACUGACCAAGGAGCGAUGGACCAGCAAUUCUGCUUGCGCUGGAACAAUCAUCCCACAAAUCUGACCGGCGUGCUCACCUCACUGCUGCAGCGGGAGGCGCUAUGCGACGUCACGCUCGCCUGCGAGGGAGAAACAGUCAAGGCUCACCAGACCAUCCUGUCAGCCUGCAGUCCGUACUUCGAGACGAUUUUCCUACAGAACCAGCAUCCACAUCCCAUCAUCUACUUGAAAGAUGUCAGAUACUCAGAGAUGCGAUCUCUGCUCGACUUCAUGUACAAGGGCGAGGUCAACGUGGGUCAGAGUUCGCUGCCCAUGUUUCUCAAGACGGCCGAGAGCCUGCAGGUGCGUGGUCUCACAGAUAACAACAAUCUGAACUACCGCUCCGAUUGCGACAAGCUGCGCGACUCGGCGGCCAGUUCGCCGACCGGACGUGGGCCGAGUAAUUACACCGGCGGCCUGGGCGGCGCUGGGGGCGUGGCCGAUGCGAUGCGCGACUCCCGCGACUCCCUGCGCUCCCGCUGCGAACGGGAUCUGCGCGACGAGCUGACGCAGCGCAGCAGCAGCAGCAUGAGCGAACGCAGCUCGGCGGCGGCAGCGGCGGCGGCGGCAGCAGCGGCGGUAGCGGCCGCCGGCGGCAAUGUGAAUGCGGCUGCCGUAGCCCUGGGCCUGACCACGCCCACCGGCGGCGAACGAUCUCCGAGCGUGGGCAGCGCCAGUGCAGCGGCGGCGGCCGCGGCUGUAGCGGCUGCUGUGGCAGCGGCUGCCAAUCGAAGUGCCAGCGCCGACGGAUGCAGCGAUCGGGGAAGCGAGCGCGGUACGCUCGAGCGGACGGAUAGUCGCGAUGAUCUGUUGCAGCUGGAUUACAGCAACAAGGAUAACAACAAUAGCAACAGCAGUAGUACCGGCAACAACAACAACAAUAAUAACAACAAUAGCAGCAGCAAUAACAACAACAGCAGCAAUAGGGAGCGCAACAACAGCGGAGAACGUGAGCGGGAGCGGGAAAGAGAGCGUGAGCGUGAGCGAGACAGGGACAGGGAGCUGUCCACCACACCGGUGGAGCAGCUGAGUAGUAGUAAGCGCAGACGUAAGAACUCAUCAUCCAACUGUGAUAACUCGCUGUCUUCGAGCCACCAGGACAGGCACUACCCGCAGGACUCUCAGGCCAACUUUAAGUCGAGUCCCGUGCCCAAAACAGGCGGCAGCACAUCGGAAUCGGAGGACGCCGGCGGUCGCCACGACUCGCCGCUCUCGAUGACCACCAGCGUCCAUCUGGGCGGCGGUGGGGGCAAUGUGGGAGCGGCCAGCGCCCUGAGCGGCCUGAGCCAGUCGCUGAGCAUCAAGCAGGAGCUGAUGGAUGCCCAGCAGCAGCAGCAGCAUCGGGAACACCACGUGGCACUGCCGCCCGAUUACUUGCCGAGCGCUCUAAAGCUGCACGCGGAGGAUAUGUCAACGCUGCUCACGCAGCAUGCUUUGCAAGCAGAUGCGCGGGACGAGCACAACGACGCCAAGCAGCUGCAGCUGGACCAGACGGACAAUAUCGACGGCUCCAAGGCCUGGCACAUGCGGCUAACUUUUGAGCGCCUCUCGGGCGGCUGCAACCUGCACCGUUGCAAGCUGUGCGGCAAGGUCGUCACCCACAUUCGCAACCACUACCACGUCCACUUCCCGGGCCGCUUCGAGUGUCCGUUGUGCCGGGCCACCUACACGCGCAGCGACAACUUGCGCACCCACUGCAAGUUCAAGCAUCCCAUGUACAAUCCAGAUACGCGCAAGUUCGACAACCUAAUGUCCUCCUCGGCUGUGGGGGCGGCUGCCACGCCCACGGCCAGCCAGUUGGCGGUGGCCUCCCAAGCGGCGAUGGCAGCGGCAGCCGCGGCGGCCUUUAACGCAGCACAACAGCAGCAGCAGCAGCAACAGCAGCAGCAACACCAACACCAGCAGCAGCAGCAACACCAGCAGUCGCAACAGCAGCAACAGCAGCAGCAGUCGCAGCAGCAACUCCAUGCCCUCGCGCAGCAGCACAUGCUGCAACUGCAGCCGCAACACCACCAGCAGCAGCAGCACAAUGCCACAAGUGAAUGAUACAGUCAGUACUUGGGCUGGAACUACAGCGCCUGGCGUCCCGACGAACCCAACCUCAAGCAGCAGCCCCAUCGCAAGGCUCAGUCCUUCAACUUCUAUGCCCGCGACUAUUACUACCAGCAACAUCAGCAGCAGCUGCAGCAACAGCAGCAGCAGCCACCCAUCAGCAACAUGAGCAACGGCAACAUGCGGCAACAGCAGCAGCAGCAGCAGCAAAAUCGACGCCAGCAGCAACUUCCGCCUGCACAGACGAUCAUCAUCGAUGAAAGCGACAAUGAGCUGGAGGAGGAGCAGCAGAUGAGGCUGAGCUUUGAGCGAUACAUGGAGCAGCUGAAGCAGCUGGCGCCCUACGAUCCCCAAGAAACUUUGUGCAAUAACAACACCAAUAACAUUAGCAACAGCAACAGCAGCAACAACAACAACAACAGCAAUAGUAACAGCAACCGCAGCGGCGAGCCCACGAAUGCCAAUCAAAUGGAAGCUACUACAACUACUACUACUAGUAAUAAUAUUAAUAACAAUAGCUAUGCUAACCACAGCACUAGGAACUACAGCAAAAGGCAGCAGGAGUAGCAACAUCAGCAGCAGCAGCAACAGCAGCCGCAGCAACAGCAACCAAUUGAUACUCAAAGCAAAUGUAAUUUAGACGAGAAACGCGAAUAAGAUCUUAAAUGUUGAAUCGAUAUAAGGGUAAGCCAAAUUUGUUUGUCAAUUAUGUAGGCGUGUAGAUUGGAAAGGAGAGGAUGCACUUUCGGCUGCGAGGAGGAAUCCAAUGCUGAUCGGUGCAGGAAGCGACACAUUGUCCAGGUUUCAACUAGAUACGGAUGUUGCAGUCACCCACACGCACUUAUAUACAGUAUACAGUAUAGAGUAUACAGUAUGCAGUGUAGAGAAUAGUAGGAGAAUUAUUCGCAAUGGAGUUUUAAUUGCAAAAGUCUUGUUCAUGGCACAAGCAAAAGGGUUUCCAAGCCAGCUGAAAGCAGAGGGUGGAAAGCAAAAGGUUUUAACUAGCAGCACUCAAAUAUUUACAAGAAACAAAACCAACAAACAAAAAAGCUUAAAACUAAACUAAUUGUAUUUCGAAGCUACUCAUACUAUAUAUGGAAUUAAAAAUUUUACCAACUAAAAUCGUUGGACCUGUCAGACAUUUGUGCCAAAAUCUCUUGGUGGUAGUGCCAACUUCCUUGGCUGCACCCUCUCUACUUGCACCUGUUCGUUGUUGCAUUUAAUACUAGUAUCUGCACAGCCACUCCCACUCCCACACCCACACCCACACCCACAACCCAGACCACACAAUCCAUACAGAAACUACAUACAUGCAGAAAACCACACUAACCCACCCACCCGGAAACCACUCUGAUACUCUAUAGGAAAAGCAAGUUAGGAGCAAACACCGAACAUUGAAGACAUUUUAACGAGAGAUUUUUAUGCUGCUAACCUAACCAUUUUACUGUUUUAUAUAAAUGUAUCAUUAAUUACGAUUACGAUCUAAUGGAUGUCAUGUUUUACGCCUAAUAACAACAAUUGUAAAAUAGAAUAAUAGAGUUACUCGAGUUAAUCGACCCUCAAAAACCAGAACCCCAUUUAGUGGGAUUUUUUCUGCAAACGAGUUUAGAUGUAUCUAUGAUGUACAAAUCGGUGCGUUUGAUAGAUGUUAGUUGACUCUGAAGACAUGCAUUACAGUAGCCCUUAUCUUAGCGAAGCAGUUUUAAACUAAUCUAAUCUUAACUAAACUAAACUAAACUACACUAAUUCACUGAUUACGGAUACUAAACUAAUGUUAAUUUAUUUAUAACCAUUACGGUAGUGUGCGAAUGAGUCUCGAAGUGAGCGAUUGCCGAUUGAUCCAAUCCAAGCCGAUCAUCUUAUAUGGUCCGAUCUGAUCUGAUGUAUUAUAGUUAGCGAUAACAUCGCCAGAUCAAAUUGUCAAUGCAUGUGGCGGAGUUUGUUAUCCAGUCUAUAUGAUAUAAAAUACCUACUUAUAUGCACACUUGCGUGGGCUAAUACUGAUUUGGCAGACUCUUCUUGCGGUGUAAAUAUGAUUGGAGAUUCUCCCCCGAAUUCUGCUAGUUAAUGUAUAUUUAAAUAAGUUUUUGUAAUUUGUUGUUGUACAUUGAUUGCCAAAUCUCAGAUAUUGGUGCGCACACACGAACACACAAACACGAGCAUAUGCACAUGCAUAUGCAUAUGCAGACACACACAUACACACAGAAAGGUCUAAUUGCCUAAGGAAUUAGUGCAUAAUUCUAUGAAAUAUAUAGUUAUAUGUUAUAUACACACAUAUUCAUAAUAUUUAUUUGUUCUACUUCUUAACAUGAAAUGUUUAGGAAUUAAAUUUACAUUAUUAAUAAUGCUACAUCAAAUACUGCCCCCGACUUAAUGUUUGUUUAAUGUUUAUUUUUAACGCUGUUUUGUUAACAAAAAUUUAAGAAAUUUAUCUAUAUAUGAUGUGAUAACUAUAGUAAAACUAAACAUAUACACACACCCACACACACACAAGAAACACACCCACACAUUACAAAUUGAAAUUAUGUUAAUUAAGCAGGAGAGUAGAGCAUUGAAGUUUUUUUAAAAAACAAUCGAGAGAAAUCUAUCAUUUGUGUGGUAUGCAAAAUGGUGCUAAAUCCAAAUAUACUUUAAAGUAUACCGAGUAGAACGAGAGGGAGUGAAAGGAGGAGGCCAGCCCUCCUUGAAUCGUAUCGUAUGUGCAAUAUGACUAGUUUUCGUUUAAGGUGCAGGAAGAUGAUGAUGGAUGAUCAUCGAUGAAUGGUGAAUAAUGUUGUCCACGCAAAUGCCAACCACUUGAAUUACGCAAAUAAAAAACACAAGAACUAAACACACAAGGAUAUGUAAAUACAAAGCGGUGGUAAGCCCCCGCCCCCAAAUAAGCCGAGAGAUAUUCAAAGUCCUUUUCAAUGUCGCAAAAUGGGGAGAGACACCACCCGCAAAGAAAAUAAGUGUUAGCAUAUCACUAUGAAUAAAUAUAUAUACGUCUGAUAUAGCAGCAGAGCAGUUAGUUAAUGGUAACUUUUCGCUACGAUUUCUGUGUCUAUUUACAAUAAAUGUCAUAAAGCUUAUCAAAUUACCGAGCACACCACCCACACAAAAAUCACACACAGCCCCAUUUGAAAAACACUCUCAUAUUUAUUUUGGUGCCUUUUCGAACCAUUUUGAGUUCAGUAAUUGAUUGAUUUCGAUUUUGAUUUCGAUUUUUGCUUGACUUUGACUUCGUUUAACCAACUUUUAACAGCAUUCUUGCAGUCGAUCAGGAGUGGUUUGAACCCCUAAUUUUAAUGACGUGCUAGUUUCAAUGUAAACUUAGUUUAAUCUAAUUUUUGUAUUAAUAAUAAAUGCAAUACAAACUAUUUUUAGUUUUAUUUAUAAACAACAAUAGUAGCGGCAACAGCAACAACAGCAAAAUGUUGAAAGCAAAAAACAAAAAUAGAAAAACGCAGAAAAAAAUGAAAUCAGUUUAAUUAAAGUUAAGCAAAUUGAAGCAAGCCCACGAAAUGUUUGCAGCAUUUGUUACAAUUUAUAUAUACACGUAUAAAUAUAUAUUACAAUAUUUUUUAAAACAAUUUUUAAUAAACAUUCUAUCUAUUAUGGCCGCCUUUCAAUGAAAACAAAUUGAAUUACUAAACAAGACAAACAUAAACCGUAAAAAAUCAUAAAACUAUAAAUGAAGAACAGGCAGAUGUACCAAUCUCACACAACUACACACCCACACACACUCACAGACAGACAGACAGUUACACACACACACACACACACACACACACAAAUGAAACAAAACAAAAAUCAAAACUAAAUCAAAUAAAUUGAAUUUUAUGGAAACAAAACCAAAUGGUGAUCACUUUAUUAUUUUUGAUCCUCUGACUCCGAAACCGAAUCUCCGAUUCGCGGUCUGCUGUGAGCUUUGAAUUGUGCUUCCAACGAUGUUAGGGGUGCCCAUGAAAAGUCGAACUAAUGUCUAAGGACCUAUAUGCCACCUACUCUACUAUAUACCAGUAUCAAUACCAAUACCUAUACAAAACCAAACAACACACUCACCUGCACUCAUGCGCGCACACACACAAACACAUUCGCAUAGAAAAUUUUCAACCUCGGCCCAAUUUCCUGUUUUUUUUUCAAUAUUAUUGGUUGAAUUUGUUAACCUCUUUUCCACAUUUACGAGUACCCUACCUUUAUUUGAAUAAAUAUAAAUAUAUAUAUUGUAUCAGUUUCAGCCCGAAUUCGCUAAGUGUAAGCUAAGACGAUUCUUUGCACAAAUGAGUUACACCCAAAAAAUAAUUGGUAUUGAAGAAAUACGAAUGUACGGGGAAAAUGUGCCAAGCAGCCGAACCCUUCAUUUGAUCAUAACGAAUUGUUGCCCACAUUUGUGCUAUAAAAUAAUUAUUUUUACAAACAUCUACACAUAUGCGUCGAUUGUGACUAAUUUUAUUUGUAUACAACUAUAUAAUAAUGAUGCAUAUCGAAAGCCGAAAGAAAUGACAUGGCAGGAACAAACGGAGGCAUUUUAUAAGUUAAUUUGUAACUGAACAGUGCAUUGGAAAAGUAAGCCACGUUUUCGAAAUGACAAAUCAAGUGCAAGCUAUUUAAAAACGUUGCCUACUUAUCGCGUGCACUGGUCACAUGAAAAUAUUUUACAAACGCUUAGUUUUAGCAAACGAGCCCGCAUUUAUAUUCUCCACAUAUACCUCUAAAUUUAAUCUACGAACUUUAUUAUUAAACGAGUAUUGAAUAUUUCAUUUGCACGCUGAAAUAUGUGAGGAGACGCAGAAUCGAUCGAAAUCCCUUGUGUUAGUCACUCAUUUAUGUAUAUUUUCCGUUGAUUGAUAUAAGUUGCUUGAUUGUAGUUAGUGACGUUUGUUUGUUUUUAAGGACUACCUAAUUUUUGUGUACUUUCUCCUUAGUUUCUUAGUUUAGUUUUGAUAUAUUUUCAUUAUGCCGCAUAAGUAUAUUUGUUUUUAGCUCACAAAACGAAACUCUGCCUAUCUCUGUCUCGCCCUCUUUCUCCGUCUGUCUCUCUCACACACUCACUAGUACACCACCUACCCACCACCCACUAUCUCUCUCUCUCUCUCU
This is a messenger RNA of Drosophila santomea, 7982 nucleotides long. It is a transcript of the gene fru, whose product is annotated as sex determination protein fruitless. Bases 525 to 2897 code for a protein of 790 amino acids. NCBI's taxonomy places the organism in Eukaryota, Metazoa, Arthropoda, Insecta, Diptera, Drosophilidae. The transcript has 8 exons. The record is from RefSeq and is a predicted model, not a curated record. Gene Ontology annotation, biological process: regulation of transcription by RNA polymerase II. Gene Ontology annotation, molecular function: protein binding. Gene Ontology annotation, cellular component: nucleus.